Molecule: messenger RNA, 2196 nt
Organism: Somion occarium
Lineage: Eukaryota; Fungi; Basidiomycota; Agaricomycetes; Polyporales; Cerrenaceae
Source: the annotation of a GenBank genome assembly
CGGCGUUGGGCCAACGCUUCCCGUGAUUUGCCAAUUGCCACAAAGGCCAUUCGCUAGAAAUGGAAAUUAUAGACGCCUCAAAGUAGGUUCGCAAACGAGUUUCAUUCCUUUACGGCCAACAAAUAACGCACCUUUCGUACCUUUCCGCAAUCUCACUAUACACAUCGAGGCUCUGAUCCAGGCGUGCUAAACAAAGAGGUCUUAUCUUGGAAUGUCUCAAUCGCAAGCUACGUCGGAAGAAGAACCUUCGCCAUUGCUGGUGUUGAGUGCCUAUACUACAGACCUGCGACACUUCACAAAUUUGCUUAGAGGUGUCAGCUUUGAAAAACGUGCCCUCUUCGACCUCACAGCAGGCGGCAUUGUCGUAACUGUGGAAGAGGCAAGGACGUUACUAGCGUUCGCGUUUAUCAGGAACGACAUAUUCGACGAAUACAUUUACAUUCCUAUGGAAGAGCCCGAGCCCGAGCCGCAAUCUUCACAAGAAACUGUGGAUGAAGACGAAGAACCUACACCACCUCGACCCAAACGAACACUGUUCGAAGUCAACCUCUCAACCGUGAUUGACUGUUUGAACCUCUUUGGAACGGCUGGAACAUCUGCAAGUGCUGUGAAAAAGCAUAGAUUCAAAGGCUGGAACCAAUCUGCUCAAGAUUCAGACGGGGACGAUGAUGGUACAGAAGAUGGCAGCGCAUCCAGAAGAGGUCGUACUAGCAAGAGUGCGAGUGGAAUGAACGCGUCGGCUUCGGCAAAUACUAAGAUUGAUCAGUUCAUGAGUGGAAGUACGAAAGGUACAGCGUUGAGGAUGACAUAUGCUGGCCCUGGGCAUCCUCUAGUAUUGCAUUUAGCUGAAAGUUCUAGUGGACCCGCUGCGACGUGCGAAAUCGUCACUUAUGAUCCUGAACCUGCACUCGAGCUUCCUUUUGACUCUGACGCGAUGAUUAUGAAAAUGAUUUUGAAGUCGUCAUGGCUUCAAGAUGCACUCUCAGAACUCCAUCCCUCCUGCGACAAACUAACAAUUAUAGGAAAUCCCCCGCCUGCGCCGGGUAGAGGUCCUACUCUUACUGCACCUCCAAGACUACGCAUAAAGGCAACGGGCACGUUCGGUACAACCGAGAUGGACUACCCAAAUGACAAAGAAGUUCUUGAGUCAUGCGAAUGCGAUACCCAUGUCUCUUUCACAUAUCGAACUUCGCAUGUUGUCCGAGUAGCACGGGCUUUACAACAUUCCACCAAGACGUCGGUGCGAAUAGAUGAAGGAGGUUUGCUAAGUUUACAACUCAUCAUUCCUUCACCACGGAUGCGAGGUCCGAAAGCGGCAGAAGCUUUUACAGAGUUCAGGUGUCUUGCUAUUGACGAAUCAUAAUAAGCAAGACUACUGAUUUCUUCAUCCUGUUUCAGUUGCUGUAGCAUGCUGGUUCCUUCUUGACGGAAUAGAGUGGAAAUGUAUGGUAUGUCUAAUGGCAACGCAGUACCAUAUUAUAGUGGAGCUAUACUCAAUCAAAACAAGUCGUCCAGGGAACCGGAAGAACUAGUCUUCGUUUUGGAGGACGGGGCGGGUGAAGAAGCAGGCUUCGGCGACGGAGGCAGAUAGUCUGCGAUGAUAGAGUCGAAAUCCGGCGGAGUGGCUGACGCUGCGAUAAAUGUGAGCAAUAAACUAGAGACUCUGAUUCAAUGAGACAGUACCUGGUGGUGUGCGCGCUUUGAUAGAAGAGGCUAACAUAUUCGAUACGAUGAGGCGACGAAUAGCGAGACCAUCUAGCGGUGCUGGCUCUGGCUUCUUCUCAACCUUCUCAACCUUCGCAACCUUCGCAACCUUCUCGAUCUUCUGUUCCUCCUUUUCCGAGGCAGCCUGGUAUGUUCCAAGUGGUCCACUUGCCUUACCCAAGUAGGCCAGGACGUCACCCUUAGUGAGCAUGCCACGAACACCAGUUCCCUUGAUAUCAUCAGCCUUCUCGAUACCGCUCUCAAUUAAGAGACGGAUAACCGAGGGGAACAGAGGGCGUGAGGAUGAGGGUGUUACGUGUGGGCGGGAUUCUGGAGUAGAAGGCGUCGGCUGGGGAGGGGCUUGUUGGGCGGGCGAAACUUCUUCUUUGGCAGGUUUUGAAGGUGCAGGCUCGGCCUCUUCUGGGAGUUGCAAGUUUGAAAUAUCAUCACCCUCCUCGGCAAGCAGUGCAAUCGCCUUGCCGACUUUAACGU